Molecule: messenger RNA, 2319 nt
Organism: Cuscuta europaea
Lineage: Eukaryota; Viridiplantae; Streptophyta; Magnoliopsida; Solanales; Convolvulaceae
Source: the annotation of a GenBank genome assembly
CACGCCUUUAAACGUUGAGAGAGUCUCUCUCCUGGGUCCUGCGUCCUAGCUUGUUUUUGUGUACGAUUCAUGGCUUCCGCAUCUCUUUCCUGAGCGAUUGUUUGUUUGAAACCUGUUGUAUUCUUUCUGUUCUCUGUCGGAAUCACAGAUUUUACCCUUCUUGGUCCGUGAAUUUCAGUUUGAAAGGUGGAUUUUAGCGUAACAGCGAAGAAUGCAAAUCGCGUAAACACUGUUCACAGCGUCGCGAUUGAGUUGUUUACCUGAAUUUUGUUGGGUUUCUCUGGUAAAUGGGACUGGUUUGGGGCUUCCCAUCCUAUGGCGAACCUUGCUAACCCUACUUCCGGCUGAUUGGUACCUGUGUAAACUGAACUGCUCUGGCCAAUUUCUUUGUGCCGCUAGGUGAAAGACUGGUGAUGGGGUGGAAGAAGCAGAGCAAUGGGGAAGUUUCACAGGCUAGAGUAACCAGGUCGAGGUUCACAAUUUUAGAGAAUGAUUUCCCAGCCCUGCUACCUGGGAGUAUCACUAAGAAACCUGCUGAAAAUACCUCUGCUGCUAAACUAGCUGCUUCAGUCGUGGAGAACAAGCUGGCCAAUGUUGGAGGGGAUUUGGGGGCUGCACCUACUACACCACUUCCUGGGCAGAUCACUGGGAAAGCUGUUGUUAUUGCUACCCCUGCUUCUCCUGGGAUUUCACCUGCUACUGACACUGCAGUAGCUAACAAACCGUCUGCCAUUCCAGCAACAAUACCUGGGCAGAUUACCUUGGGCAUCAAACCUUCUGGGACUAACCCACAAUGGGCUGAACUGUUUAGAGACAAUCGUGCUCCGUCUAAAGGUAUCAAACUGAAAUAUCUUCCUCCCGGUGAUGAAGUUGUUGAUCUCUCCAAUUGUGUGUUACCUUCUAUGGUCUUGGUGUGGGGUUUUUGCCUCGUUGGAUGCUUUACAGGUAGAUUCCCGGGACUUGAAGCGAUAUAUGAGCUUGUGAACAAAUGGGGCGUACAUUGUACAUUGCAAUCCCAUAAGAAGGGGUGGGUGGUUUUUAAAUUUAAGAAUGAGCAUGAUAGAACUAAGGUUUUUACCGAAGGGCCUUAUAAUAUCUUUGGAAGAUUACUUAUCUUGAAAAUGCUUUCCGAUGACUUCACUUUUGAUGAUGAGGCAUUCCUUAAGGUGCCUAUUUGGGUUAAGUUUCCCAAUUUACCUUUGAACUUGUGGAAUGAAGAGGCAAUGAGCAUGAUUGCUUCAAAGGUGGGUGUUCCUAUCACUACGGACAAGGUCACUCAAGAGAUGUCUAAUUAUAACUUUGUGAGGGUUUUAAUUGAGGUGGACAUUACCUUGGCACCUUGCCUUUCAUUUCCUAUCAAGUUACCUUCGGGGAAGACUUUUAAUCAAGUGGUUGUCUAUGAAACCUUUCCUAAUUUCUGUUUUCAUUGCAAAUCUUACGGACAUCACCCCUUUAUUUGCAAGGAAUUGGGAUGGAAAAAGAUUGAUAAAGUGAUGAUAGCGGGUGGUGUGAAGAAGGGGGGAAAGCCAAAGAAGCUGCUCAACCAAGGAUGGAUCCCCCUAACACCUCUCGGGCAGUACCUAUCAAGGGGAAGAUUGUCCAGACUGCUGAGGGGCAGUUUACUGCCAGCCCGACCGGGCAACCUUCAGGCCCGACCGGGCCUCUUGUCCAGACUGCUGCUGAGGGGGCUGUUUUAGGUGCGAAACUUGUGCAGUCUACGCCAACUGACCAGGGUACUUCCUUGCCUGCCCAUGGGCUUUACAAAGUUGUUGAAUCCGAGGUUGUUUUGGAAGAUAUUGAAAGGAUCGUGAUGGAAGAAAAAGAUUUGAAGCUUAAUGAUGUUGUCAUCAAAUAUGGUAUCAAAAAUGGUAAGACACUUAAAUUGGUUGUCAAACCGUUUAAGUUCGUGCAUGAGAGUGUGGUUAGAGUGGACACUUCGUUUCGACUUACGGACGAUUUGGACGGGAAAGGCAUUACCUUCCUGGCCGCAUGUCUUGAGGCGAUGCCGGGAGUUACUAGAAAAAAGAGGGAAAUUUGUUUUGACUCAGAUUUCACUACUCCUUUCCGAGCUUUCUUUGGAUUGUAAAUUAGGGAUUCCUAAUUAUUUUGUGUGGCAGUAGCUUCUUUUUAGCUUUGAACCAUCUAUUUAUCCUUUUGUUUUUGAGGUCAAAAUGUUGAUUUGGGAGGAUGGUUAAAUUGAUUUUGUGGUAUCCUAUUUUUUAGGAUAUGCACUUUGCUUGUAGCAUUGACUUGUUAUUUUCUUGGGUGUUAAUAUAUACUUACAACGAGAUAUUAAACGCUUUCAACGACACAAAUUAG